Molecule: messenger RNA, 6089 nt
Organism: Xenopus tropicalis (tropical clawed frog)
Lineage: Eukaryota; Metazoa; Chordata; Amphibia; Anura; Pipidae
Gene: col2a1
Product: collagen, type II, alpha 1
Cellular component (GO): extracellular region
Molecular function (GO): extracellular matrix structural constituent
Source: RefSeq, marked provisional
GCCCAGAGCAGUUAGUACUAAGUUUCUGCUGGGGCCUGGUACUGGAUUCUCCUUCUUUUCCCAAGAAAUCGGCUGCAUGAAGACAAGAUAACUAUUGGAGACAGCCAUCCUCCUUCUCCCCUUCUCUUCACAUUUUUCCCCACAAAGAUUCUGCAUGUCUAAUAUUUAGACAUGUUUAGCUUUGUGGAUUCAAGGACUCUAGUGCUGUUCGCAGCCACACAAGUCAUUUUAUUAGCGGUUGUACGAUGCCAAGAUGAAGAAGAUGUCCUGGCCACAGGCAGCUGCGUGCAGCAUGGGCAGAGGUAUAGUGAUAAAGAUGUGUGGAAACCAGAGCCCUGCCAAAUCUGUGUCUGUGACACUGGGAAUGUUCUCUGCGAUGAGAUAAUCUGCGAAGAUCCCAAAGAUUGCCCCAAUGCUGAGAUCCCCUUCGGAGAGUGCUGCCCCAUCUGCCCAACUGAGCAAUCUUCUACCUCCAGUGGGCAAGGAGUACUCAAGGGCCAGAAAGGUGAACCCGGUGAUAUUAAAGAUGUUGUAGGACCAAAAGGACCACCUGGACCACAGGGACCUUCUGGUGAACAAGGACCUAGAGGAGAUCGUGGAGACAAGGGCGAGAAAGGUGCUCCUGGACCCCGUGGAAGAGAUGGCGAACCCGGUACUCCUGGGAACCCAGGACCUGUUGGACCCCCUGGACCUCCUGGACCCCCUGGCCUUGGCGGAAACUUUGCUGCUCAAAUGACAGGAGGAUUUGAUGAAAAAGCUGGUGGUGCACAAAUGGGAGUUAUGCAAGGACCAAUGGGCCCUAUGGGACCAAGAGGACCUCCCGGCCCAACAGGAGCUCCUGGACCUCAAGGUUUCCAAGGCAAUCCCGGUGAACCUGGUGAACCUGGCGCUGGUGGUCCAAUGGGUCCCCGUGGUCCUCCUGGCCCUGCUGGAAAGCCUGGUGAUGAUGGUGAAGCUGGCAAACCUGGCAAAUCUGGUGAGCGUGGACCCCCAGGACCACAGGGAGCUAGAGGUUUCCCUGGAACCCCAGGACUUCCAGGAGUAAAAGGACACAGGGGUUACCCAGGUCUUGAUGGGUCAAAGGGUGAAGCUGGUGCUGCUGGUGCCAAGGGAGAAGGUGGUGCUACUGGUGAAGCUGGAUCUCCUGGUCCAAUGGGUCCCCGUGGUCUUCCAGGUGAGAGAGGACGCCCUGGAGCUUCUGGUGCUGCUGGUGCUCGUGGUAAUGAUGGUCUUCCUGGCCCUGCUGGUCCCCCAGGACCUGUUGGCCCUGCUGGUGCUCCUGGUUUCCCUGGUGCUCCUGGUUCAAAGGGUGAAGCUGGCCCAACUGGUGCUCGUGGACCUGAGGGUGCUCAAGGACCCAGAGGAGAAUCUGGUACCCCUGGAUCUCCUGGACCUGCUGGAGCUUCUGGUAACCCUGGUACUGAUGGUAUUCCUGGCGCCAAAGGUUCAUCUGGUGCUCCUGGUAUUGCUGGUGCCCCUGGUUUCCCUGGACCACGUGGUCCUCCAGGACCUCAGGGAGCUACUGGUCCUCUUGGUCCCAAAGGCCAGACUGGUGACCCCGGUGUUGCAGGUUUCAAGGGUGAACAUGGUCCCAAAGGUGAAAUCGGGUCUGCAGGUCCUCAGGGUGCUCCUGGCCCAGCUGGUGAAGAAGGCAAGAGAGGAGCCCGUGGUGAACCUGGUGCUGCUGGACCCCUUGGUCCUCCUGGAGAGAGAGGUGCUCCUGGUAAUCGUGGUUUCCCUGGUCAAGAUGGUCUUGCUGGUCCUAAGGGUGCUCCUGGUGAACGUGGUGUUCCAGGUCUUGGUGGACCAAAGGGUGCUAAUGGUGAUCCUGGCCGUCCUGGCGAACCUGGUCUCCCUGGUGCUAGGGGUCUUACUGGCCGUCCUGGUGAUGCUGGUCCUCAGGGAAAAGUUGGGCCCUCUGGUGCUUCUGGUGAAGAUGGUCGUCCUGGACCUCCUGGGCCACAAGGUGCUCGUGGUCAGCCUGGUGUUAUGGGUUUCCCUGGGCCUAAAGGUGCCAAUGGCGAACCUGGCAAAGCUGGUGAGAAAGGACUGCUUGGUGCUCCUGGUCUGAGGGGUCUGCCUGGAAAAGAUGGUGAAACUGGUGCUCAAGGUCCCAAUGGUCCAGCUGGACCUGCUGGUGAAAGAGGUGAACAAGGACCUCCUGGCCCAUCUGGCUUCCAGGGACUUCCUGGACCUCCCGGUUCUCCCGGAGAAGGUGGCAAACCAGGUGAUCAGGGUGUUCCCGGUGAAGCAGGUGCCCCUGGUCUUGUUGGCCCAAGAGGUGAGCGUGGUUUCCCAGGUGAACGUGGUUCUUCAGGUCCUCAAGGUCUUCAGGGUCCUCGUGGUCUUCCUGGAACUCCUGGUACUGAUGGUCCCAAGGGUGCAACUGGUCCAUCUGGUCCCAAUGGUGCCCAAGGUCCUCCUGGUCUUCAAGGUAUGCCUGGUGAGAGAGGAGCUGCUGGUAUUUCUGGACCCAAGGGUGAUAGAGGUGAUACUGGUGAGAAAGGCCCAGAGGGUGCUCCUGGUAAAGAUGGUUCAAGAGGUUUGACUGGUCCAAUUGGUCCCCCUGGUCCAUCUGGUCCUAAUGGUGAGAAGGGAGAAUCUGGUCCUUCCGGUCCAGCUGGUAUUGUUGGUGCCCGUGGUGCCCCUGGUGAUCGUGGUGAGACUGGCCCUCCAGGUCCUGCUGGCUUUGCUGGUCCUCCUGGUGCUGAUGGUCAAGCUGGUCUUAAGGGUGAUCAAGGUGAAUCUGGCCAGAAGGGUGAUGCUGGUGCUCCUGGUCCCCAGGGUCCAUCUGGUGCUCCUGGCCCACAGGGCCCAACUGGUGUUAAUGGUCCUAAGGGAGCUCGUGGUGCUCAAGGUCCUCCUGGUGCUACUGGAUUCCCUGGUGCUGCUGGAAGAGUUGGUCCCCCUGGUCCCAAUGGUAACCCUGGACCUUCAGGUGCUCCUGGAUCUGCUGGUAAAGAAGGGCCAAAGGGUGCACGUGGUGAUGCUGGUCCUACUGGUCGUGCUGGUGAUCCAGGUCUUCAAGGUCCUGCUGGUGUUCCUGGAGAGAAGGGAGAGUCUGGUGAAGAUGGUCCUUCUGGUCCAGAUGGUCCCCCAGGUCCUCAAGGUUUGUCUGGACAGCGUGGUAUUGUUGGUCUGCCAGGUCAGCGUGGUGAAAGAGGAUUCCCUGGACUUCCUGGUCCAUCUGGUGAACCUGGAAAACAAGGAGGCCCUGGAUCUGCUGGAGACCGUGGACCCCCUGGCCCUGUUGGCCCACCUGGUUUGACUGGACCUGCUGGAGAGCCUGGACGUGAAGGUAACGCUGGAUCUGAUGGCCCACCUGGUCGUGAUGGUGCUACUGGAAUUAAGGGUGAUCGUGGUGAGACUGGUCCUCUUGGUGCUCCUGGUGCUCCCGGUGCCCCUGGUGCUCCUGGACCUGUUGGCCCAACUGGAAAACAAGGAGACAGAGGAGAAUCUGGACCCCAAGGUCCACUUGGUCCAUCUGGUCCUGCUGGUGCUCGUGGCUUGCCUGGUCCUCAAGGUCCACGUGGUGAUAAGGGUGAAGCUGGUGAGGCAGGAGAGAGAGGACAGAAAGGUCACAGAGGAUUCACUGGUCUUCAGGGUCUGCCAGGUCCCCCAGGUACUGCUGGUGACCAAGGUGCUUCUGGUCCUGCCGGUCCUGGUGGUCCUAGAGGUCCCCCUGGCCCUGUUGGUCCUUCUGGCAAAGAUGGCUCUAAUGGUCUUCCUGGUCCAAUUGGUCCACCUGGUCCACGCGGUCGCGGUGGUGAAACUGGUCCUGCUGGUCCACCUGGUCAACCUGGCCCACCUGGUCCCCCUGGUCCUCCUGGCCCUGGAAUUGACAUGUCUGCUUUCGCCGGCCUAUCUCAACCUGAAAAAGGACCCGACCCAAUGCGUUACAUGCGUGCUGACCAAGCCUCCAGCUCUGUCCCUCAGCGUGAUGUUGAUGUUGAAGCCACUUUGAAAUCCCUUAAUAACCAGAUCGAAAGCAUCCGCAGCCCAGAUGGUACCAAGAAGAACCCAGCCCGCACAUGCCGUGACCUGAAACUCUGCCAUCCUGAAUGGAAGAGCGGUGACUAUUGGAUCGAUCCCAACCAGGGCUGCACUGUAGAUGCUAUCAAAGUCUUCUGCAACAUGGAGACUGGAGAGACCUGUGUAUACCCCAACCCAUCAAAGAUCCCCAAGAAGAACUGGUGGUCCGCCAAGGGCAAGGAAAAGAAACACAUUUGGUUUGGAGAGACAAUCAAUGGUGGCUUCCAAUUUAGCUAUGGAGAUGACAGCUCAGCACCCAACACUGCCAACAUUCAGAUGACCUUCCUGCGUCUGCUCUCCACUGAUGCAACCCAGAACAUCACCUAUCACUGCAAGAACAGCAUUGCAUUUAUGGAUGAAGCUUCAGGCAACCUUAAGAAGGCUGUUCUACUCCAAGGAUCCAAUGAUGUAGAAAUCAGAGCUGAGGGCAACAGUAGAUUCACAUACAAUGCCUUGGAAGAUGGCUGCAAGAAACACACUGGCAAAUGGAGCAAGACAGUAAUUGAAUACAGGACACAGAAAACAUCCCGCCUGCCCAUCGUAGACAUUGCACCUAUGGAUAUUGGUGGCGCUGAUCAGGAAUUUGGUGUUGACAUUGGCCCAGUCUGCUUCUUGUAAAAACCAAAAAAGCAUAAUAAAAAUAAAUAAAACCCUAAGGACCUGAGUACUUUCCAAUCACUUUUAGGACUUCUGCACUGAAUGGCUGAACCGACCCCAAAUUUCCAUUCAUCCACGCGCUUACAUUUUGGACUUUUUUAUUUUGAAUUUCAAGGCCAGAACUGGGCAGACUGAAAAAUAAAAUCACGGUAUUAUUUAUUUAUUGUCUUCCUGUAAGACCUAUGGGUCAGGUGAAGGUUUGAAACUAACUGGCAUGUUUGAAGGCCCCCUAACUGUUGUACAAAGUGCAGUUUAAAGCAGCCCUCCCCCUCACAGUGUAUAUCAACAGGAAAACUGUGUGUGUAAUUGAAUUAAAUGGUGCUAUUGUUGUAAAACAGUUUUGUAUUUUAAAAUAUCAACUGAUAUAAAAAAAUCUUUUUGGAAAGUACAAGUUGAUCUGGGCUUUGUUCUUUUAUAUUUUUAUAUACUGUAGAUAGAAAGAAAAAUUCCAAGAUUGUCAGUCCGCCUGCCCUUUUGUUGUGGUUUUUUCCAAUAUGAGAUGAAGGAAGUUUAGGGCAAUAUUAGAACUUCCCAGGUUUAAGCUACCUCACACUAACUAAAAACUAAAGACAAAAGUGAAACCUUGAAGCUGAACUAAACAUGCAGUACUGUAGGAGUCAAAGAAACAGUGAUUGAUGGAACAAUCUUGGGUUACGUUCUCAAGUUCAGGUGCUUAUCUUAUGCUUCUGGGUUCUGCAUCUGGGAGAAGACUGAGAGGAAGAUCAAAGAUUGAGGAUCAAUUUGAUGGCACAAAGGAGUAUAUAAUGAUGAAUAAAGAGUUGCUGUUUUUUUGGUGGAACAACUAGACAAUGCCAAAGUUUAGCAGCUAUAGUCUUAAUAAAAUCAGUAUUGUAGGCAAGUGGUUGAUGAUUAUAAUUCAGGUCAUAGCCAUUCAAAAGAGACAAUGUUGUCUUCCAAAUAUGUAUGUGAAUUAUCUACCCCUAACAUCUAAGUAUCUCUGACCUUAUUUUGCUGUGUUUUUGAGGAUCAAACAGUUAGACACUUUGGCCAGAGGGAGGGAGGGGGAAGCAAAGAAGGGAUAAGAACCAAGAAUAUGUACUAUUUUGUAUAGAAUUUUUUUUUUUUUAAACUUCGCAAUACUGAUUUUCGGCAUAGUAGAUUAGUAAAAAUGCCCACACCAACACUAAUCUUUCUUGUGAAAUAAUUGUCUUACUGUAUCUUUUUUUUCUCAUUUUCCAAUCCCUCUUCUUUUCUGCAAUAAAGACUAAAAAGCUUUUUCUAUUAAAAAAAAAAUAAAAAUAAAACACGUUUGUUUGAUUUUUUAUUUGUAUUAAAUUCCAUCCUAUGAUGUAAUCUUUGUUGAAUGAUGUUAAUCUUAUCUGGGGUAUUUCAUGACAAAACGAAACAACACAAAUAAAACUUUUAAUUAAAAAAGAAAA